UGUCAGCAUAGCCUCCAUGACCAGAAGUUAUUAUGUUUAACUGCUAGCAUCUAGGAGUACUUCAUGUGCUGUGCUUGCAAGAAUGCCAUUUAAUACGUGGUCCAAGACCCUUAUAGGUUUAUAGUAAUAUUUUGGUCUCUCUGGAGGCAGACUCAGUGUGAUCUCCAUGGAACUGAGGUAACAGAGAGUGGCUCUUGGUCUGCAGUACCCGGUGUCCUAGCAACAGCAUGACCUGGCCCAGCCGCCAUGUUGAGGCCUGAGCCAGGCACUGUGGCAUUGCCACCCUCUGCGGUAGCCCUGGCUGCCAUCCAUCGCCUGCAGAGCCUGGAAAAACACGUGAAAAAUGAAGCCUGUACAUUCAGUGGGGAAGUUGUGCAGCAUCUUGAAGACAUUAUUGCUGCUAUUGAGAAAUUGGAGGAAAUGCGAAGGAAUACCAUUGAAUGCCUAGAAGAAGAGACUAUAAAAAACAGCAAGCUUCGCUUCAGAAUGCACAAUUUUCCAGGAGAGAUUGCUGCUGAGAUGACAGCUCUUGUUGCUGCAUCACGUGAAUCUGGUGCUGCUAAGAUGAAUCAGCUGCAGUCUGCAUUGAAAAACAUUGCUUAUGAAAUUGAAUUACUGGAUGAGAAGCAAACCCUUUGUGAAAGGCAGAAUGCUGCACUGUGUGAGGAACAAGAGCGCCUGCAGACACAGCAUAAAGAAAGAGUGGACUUACUGAAUGAAAGGAUGGCAACAAAAAUUAACACAAAUGUGCUCUUACUUGAGACUGAUCGUAAAAUAAGGGAUAAAGAAAGAGAAAUAAUCAGAGCAAAGGCAGCGUUAGAAGAACUACAAGAGAAAAUAGCUGAAAAAAUGAGGCAGCUUGAGAAAGAGAAGGAAGAAUGUGAUGGAAAGAAUAGAGAAAUGAAAAAAAUCCUUGAUGCUCAGGAGGAAAAAACUGAAGCGAAAAAGCGCACGUUUGAAAACCUGAAUAUAAAAUUAUUGGGCCUGCAACAUUUGAUAAGUCUGAAUUCAAAAGCAAUACAUAACGAGGAAAUUCUCAUUGCAAAACAGAAAGAGAAGAGUGAACAUUUGGAAAAAAAGAGGGAUCUUAAAAAGGCGGACAUGGCAGCAGCCUUGGAAAAGAAAAAUCAGAUUGAUUCUGAGUUACAGCUUUUACAAUCAAAAAUCGCUCAAGAAAAAGAGGAUUUUGAUCAGGAACUUGGAAAGGCUAAUGAAUAUCUACAAAAUGCUGAAUGCCUGAACAACAAACUUAAAUUGGAGAACAAAGCUGUGCGCCGAAAGUUUGAGCAGGCACUGGAAGAAGAAAAACACUGGGCCAGGAGAAGAGAUGAGAUGGAGGCAAAAUUGGGGAGGUUAUCCCUUCUGUUCAAUGAAAAGCUUGAAUUUCUAGAAAAACUUGUGAUGAAAAAGAAUGACCUGGAGAAGGAAACUGAACAUCUUGAAGACAGCCUAUUAAUAUCCAAGGAAAGUAAUGCAAAGGAACUGGUAUCUCUAGAGCAAAAGUUGAAGGCAGAAAAUAAGAUGAGAUUGAUGCUUCAGUGGAAGCUACUGUACUUAGCAAAGCGAAGAAAACUCUUUUUCUUGGAGGAGGAGAAUAUAAGCAGAAAAGUGAAUGAAAGGAUAGAGACUGGUGAGAAAAGGCAUGCCAAACUACUUCUGGAGACCAAAGAGCUUGAAAAAGAACUUCUUCAGUCUGAAAACCAGAUCAAAGCGCUGACUGAAGAAGCAAUUAAGAAAAAAAAUGAUUACAGGAAUUAUAAUGAAGAUUUUACUAACAAAAUAAAAUAUCUGGAGAAUGACAUCAAAACUGCAAGUGAAAAUCUUCUUAAAACAGAACACGAGUUAAACGUGAGCAGGCUAGCUUUGGAAGAAACCCAGAAGGAAACAGAAGAGAAGUAUACAGAAUACGAAGAGUUGAGGAAAUCAUUUUUAAAAAAGAAAGAUGAAGAGGUACAAACCAAAAGAGCCAUUCAGAAAUCAAUCAAGACUACUGGGAUGCUCAAGGAGGAAAUUCCAGAGCUACAGAGGCAAUUGUGCAUCAAGCGUGGUGCUGCAGUUAGCCAGCUGAAGCAUCAAACCGAGAGUAUGAAGUUGCUGGAAAGAGACAACUAUGAGAUCAACAGAAAACUUGACAUUGUGAACGCUGAGAACUGCAGAUUGAAAUUAUGCAACGCGCAGAUGAAAGAAGAAAUCUUUGCAAUGAAUGCUGAAGCAGGCGGCCACCAGUCAGCAAUCGUGAAAAUUCGGAAUGACCUGGCAGUGCUUCGCGGUCUUCUCCUGAAGAGAUGGUCAGAGGACAGCUCUAUUCAGAAGGAAUUUCUGGAGAACGAGCAGGAAAUUCUGAACGCAGUGACAGCCCUACUAAGAAAAAUUCAGCAUCGAGAGAAAAAGAUCGGUGACAUUAACAGCAGGCUACGAAAUAGUCUGGAAGGACUGGAUUCUCUAUUUGAAAAAAAAUCUAGAAUGGACGAUGAUGGUAAGAUCCACCACAACUCUUCUUUUCCACCUUUUUUUUUUUUUUCAGUCUUAGAGGAGUUCUAUUCCAUUUGUUCAUUCUUGGCAGUUUGUGAUAAAGCACAAGUUGUACAGCUGGGUUAGGUCACCCUACUGCAGAUUUAGACUUAGUGGUAAGGCUGGUGCAUUUUUUAAAGAACUGGGCCUGAAUAUUAGCACUACUAGUAGCCUGGGUGUUAUUGUCAUCUUUAAUUUCCACUUCUUAAAGGCUUGUGAUAACAACAGCAAGGGGACUGUAAAAUAGUCUGAGCAUCACUGAUCUUUCCAGAAUUAUACGUUUGCUUUUCCUCAAAGGACAAAUAAAACUAACAAACCCCAGCUCUCACAGCUUGCUGUCACAUGGUUACCACUGCAGGACUGUACGGUUAAUUAAUGCUUAAGUUGCUUAGGAUUUUACUUGUGGGCAAUUUAUACUGCCCUAGUGCUGUCUAGCAGGAGGUGUUGGGGUGGUGUUAUUACACAGGGCCCUUAAAUGCACACAAGCCAAACCACUUGCUUCAGUUCCUCUUUUCAGCUCUAAUCCUACAGAUUUCUGCUUUCCUUCUCGGUUCACAGGGACCUUGUUCGUAAUGAGUCCCACGUUUGGUCACUGUAUGACCGCUGCCUUGUUACUGAAUGCGGUUUUUAAUUGUGUUGUAGAGCUGAAGUACUGUGCUAUUCAGGCUGCUUUGAAUUCGUUGGGUC
Numida meleagris (helmeted guineafowl) is the source of this 3198-nucleotide messenger RNA. RefSeq names its product putative leucine-rich repeat-containing protein DDB_G0290503. The record is from RefSeq and is a predicted model, not a curated record. The transcript has 19 exons. Lineage: Eukaryota; Metazoa; Chordata; Aves; Galliformes; Numididae. Bases 247 to 2598 code for a protein of 783 amino acids.